CCCUCCGGCAACGCCCGGGACCGCCCGGAUUUGCAGUGCGCCCGACUCCCAGCCUCCGCCACCGCAGGUUACAGGGAGUCCGCGCCGCCCGGGGCCUGCCGCCGCGACAUGUCGCAAAAGCCGAAGAGCCGGGGCCGCGCCUGCACCCAGACCGAGCGGGAGUGGGAGCGGAGCGGCGGCGAGGAGGCCCCGAGCACGUCCCGCGGGCCGAGCGGCGCGGCGUCCCAGAGCGGCCGGCGGGCCGAGCCCCACCCCGCGCCGGGGCCGCGGUCGCAGAAGCAGCUGGAGCUGAAGGUGGCGGAGCUGGUGCAGUUCUUGCUGAUCAAGGACCAGAGGAAGAUUCCGAUUCGGCGCGCCGACAUCCUGCGGCACGUGGUCGGGGACUACAAGGACGUGCUCCCCGAGCUGCUGCGGCGGGCGGCCGAGCGCCUGGAGUACGUGUUCGGGUACCGGCUGGUGGAGCUGGAGCCCCGGAGCAACACCUACAUCCUGGUCAACACUCUGGAGCCGGUGGAGGAGGACGCGGAGGUGCGCGGCGACCAGGACACGCCCACCACCGGGCUGCUGAUGAUCGUGCUGGGGCUCAUCUUCAUGAAGGGGAACAGCAUCAAGGAGACGGAGGUCUGGGACUUUUUGCGGCGCCUCGGGGUGUACCCCACCAAGAAGCACCUCAUCUUCGGGGACCCCAAGAAGCUCAUCACCGAGGACUUCGUGCGGCAGCGGUACCUGGAGUACCGGCGCAUCCCGCACACGGACCCCGUGGACUACGAGCUCCAGUGGGGCCCGCGCACCAACCUGGAGACCAGCAAGAUGAAGGUGCUCAAGUUCGUGGCCAAAGUGCACAAUCAGGACCCCAAGGACUGGCCGGCGCAGUACUGUGAGGCUUUGGCGGAGGAGGAGGCCAGGGCUAGACCCCAGACCGGAGGCCCGGCCCCGGCCGCAGCUGCAGCGCCUUCCUCUUGAAACCUGAGACAGACUCGGAGGGACCCUGGAGAAGGGCUGGGGGUGGGAGGAAGCCUCUUGCUCUAACGCUUAAACUUGUGUAGUCGUUUUAGGAAGUGUUUGCAAACUUUUCUUCUUGUAAUAUUUUAAGUCACUUUGGUUCCGAGUUUUCGUUUACAAAACAUUUUAAAGGGUGAUUUAUUUUGAGUUGUUUUACUGCCUGUUUUUUGUUGUUGUUGUUUUGGUAUAAAAAUUUUGCUAGCAUUAUAAAGCGGGUUGGAAAGCUUUGUACCAUGAUUCGGAGAUAGAUAUUUAAGAAAGAACACGUCAGCAAGUUGCUUUGAUGCCAAGGAAAUAAAAGCGAAGUGGACCUUGUCUGACCUCUGAACUACCCUACUCUGUGAGGAAAAAUGAAAGUAUAAGUUGAAAACUAAAAUGUUAGUUGCCUACGUCCCUUUUUACCUUAACACAGCUAUUUUAAAAAUGUAUUUUCUAUGUGCAUGAGCGUUAUGGGUCAUUCUAAGCAAUGUACGUAUUGUAUUUUUUCCACACAGUUUUUUACAUUAAUAAUUAGUAGGUUGUGUGGUUGGCCAUUUAAUUACAUUUUUUUGUUUUCUGCUACUGUAGUUAUAAUAAAUAAUGUAUUUUUGAAGCAGCUAAGCAUUGUGCAUUUAUUUUAACCGUAAGGCAUGAGAAAUUAACAAGAAAAUUUUUUCUACGUUACCUUAACAUCUUAAGAAAACAUUUGCUAUAUAUCAUUAAGGUAAAUAGUGUUUUGUGGAAGUUGCUCUGUUUUUAUGUGUGUUUGCAUAUUGGAUCAUGAUGUAAAAUAUAUUUCUGUGGGUCACAGAAAAGUGUUAAUGAUUAACCAUCUCUACUUGGGAAUCAGACUGCCUGAAUUCAGAGCCUCCCUCUGCCUAACUGGCUGAAUGAAUUUAAGCAGGUUAAUUAAGUUGUAUACAGACCUUUCUUCACCUGUAAAAUGGGUUGAUGAUGCCUGUUAUUGUAUGUGGUAGUGUGAUAAUUAGAUAUGGAAGUAUAUGAAGAAUUCUUGGCACAGUGAUGCUGUGGGGGAUUAUAGUUGUUACUUUGCUCCUUAAAAUUUGUUUAAACUUUUUAUUCUUGGUCUAGAGCAGUUAAAAAAACUUUUUUAAAGAUUUUCUUUCCUUGUUCUACUGGUUAGACAGGGUCUUUCCAAUUUUUUGCUAUUUGCAGGUAGUAUACAGUCUUUCCUUAGACACCUGUAAGAGCUCCUCCAGUCAGAAACAAAUAGAGCAACCAUGGAGCAUUGCCAAAUUUCUGUUGAAUUUGUAUUAAGUUCCAUUUUUACCAACUUGUUUUUUUGGGUGUGUUGUUUUGUUUUGUUUUGUUAUGUUUUGUCAACCCUCCCUUCUAUCCCUAUGAAAAUUUGACCUUUCAAGCCAUUCUGUGGCCAUGUAGUAUUUAUUGAAAUAUUAACUUGCAUGUCUCGCUUACUAGUGACCUUAAGCAUCUUUUUUUUGCGUCAGGUUUUAUAUAUUAGACCUUUUCUGUCUUUAUUGAUUUGUAAGAUGUCUUUAUAUGUUCUGCAUAGUAAUCUAGUAAUCCAUUGUCUGCAAUAUCUAGUGCAAAUAUCUUUUCACACUUUCACUUGUUUUGUUUUUGGGUUUUUUUUUUUUUGUCAUAUAGAUGGUUUGAUUUUAACGUGUCAAAAUCAUUAGUGUUACUUUUAAGGGCUGUGUUUUUUGUGUAGUGCUUUAAAAAAAAUUCUCCCCAAUCCUAAUAUUGUAGAUAUUUUCUAAUAUUCUGAGUGUUCAAAAUUUUGACCUUCACACCUGUGUUUUUAAUCUGUUUUUGUGUAUGAUGUGAGGUAUAGGUAUAAUUUUUGUUUUUCCUAUAUAGAUCGCCUAGCACCAAUGUUUUAUAGUUUAUCCUUUGCACACUGAUUAAUAAUACACCCUCUAUUAUAUACCAGCAUCUCACUAAUUUAUGUCUAGGACUGGAUUGCUUUAUUUGCUGUACGUUUGUUAAUACUAUGCUAUUAUAAUUCCAUAGCAUCGUAAUAUAAGUUUUUUUCCUAGUUCUUCUACCUUUUUAGUUUUGUCUUCUUUGCAUUGGCUGGAACUCCAAUACAGUUUUUGAAAAGAAGUGGUGACCACAGGCCUCAAGUUGUUCCUGAUUUUAAAGGGAAUAAUUUUUAAUUUUGUAUGAAGUGUGGUGUUUGCUGUUAGUUUUUCUCCCUAUAAAUAUAUAAUAUUUAAUUGGGUUAUUUAAUUUCUCUCAUGUUCCUAGCUAGGUCAGAGAUGUUUAGAAAAAUUAUGAAUGGCUUUUAAAAUUUGUAACAUGCUCUUUGUGAAUUGGCUAAUAUGAUUAAUUUUUUAUUUUUACUCUAACUUUGGCAUAAUUUUUGUGUAAUUUAGUGUAAUGACAGUGAUAGAUAUUUCUGUUGUGCCACAAUUCUUGAAUUCCUGGGGCAAACACU
Molecule: messenger RNA, 3403 nt
Organism: Hippopotamus amphibius kiboko
Lineage: Eukaryota; Metazoa; Chordata; Mammalia; Artiodactyla; Hippopotamidae
Gene: NSMCE3
Product: NSE3 homolog, SMC5-SMC6 complex component
Exons: 1
Coding region: 109-963 (284 amino acids)
Biological process (GO): negative regulation of transcription by RNA polymerase II
Cellular component (GO): nucleus
Source: RefSeq, a predicted model, not a curated record